AUGACUCUCCUUCCAGAGUGGUUAACUUUUUUAAAAGGCAAAGAGGUUGUUAUUGCUAAUGCUAUAAUUGCAAUACUGACAAUUGGUGGGCAGCAACUUUUCUCUUUUUUUACAUUCAGCUGUCCCUGUCAUGUUGGGCAGAACCUUAUCUAUGGGCUAGCUUUCCUAGGAGUUCCUGCGCUGAUCCUUCUUGUUGUUGGUUAUGCCCUGAAUAACCAGACUUGGAGGCUGGUUACAGGCAAAAGCUCUCCUUUUCAGGAUGAGACUACACCAAAUCGGUUACUGCAGUGCAAACUGAUCUGCUUCGUCUUGUGCAGCAUCACUGGGAGAGCCCUGGUUGCUCCAGUAACAUGGCUAGCAGUGACCCUAAUAAAUGGCUCAUACUAUGUCUGUGCCAUGAGUGAGUAUGUCUCUGUGCAUUAUUAUGGAGCUAAUCCUAAUGUGACUGCUAGCGAACGCCAAAGGAUAUUGGCUGAAUUUCCAUGCAGUCAGUUAGUUCCUCCGGAGCUGACCCGGGCAAGAGAUGAAGUGAUUCUCCUACUUCGAUACCAGUCACAAGUGGCUGGCUGGCUUCUCAUUGCUGUGGUAGUCAUCACUGUGUUCCUGUCUUACUGUCUGGCAAGCUGUUUCUCCCCACUCAGCUUUCUACAUUUCAGAUACUGGAGCAGCUAUGUCCAUAAUGAGCAGGCACUCUUUGAUGAAGCGACAGACCAGCACUCCAGGCUCUAUGCCAUGCAGCAUGUAAGGAAGUUCUUUGGCUUUGUCCCAGGGAGUGAAAAUGUGAAGGAAAUACGUAUCCCCUCUCUCCGAGAGUGGCAAGCCAUUUCUGGACUGGCCUUUCUAAAACGAGUGGAUGAGGAGCACUACGACUACAGCCUCCUCCAUGACUGGGCUCUCAAGGAGACUGUAAAUGGAAAAUACCUGAAGACGGAUGAAGACCCUGUGAUCAGAACACAGCCCUGA
Molecule: messenger RNA, 963 nt
Organism: Athene cunicularia (burrowing owl)
Lineage: Eukaryota; Metazoa; Chordata; Aves; Strigiformes; Strigidae
Gene: CALHM4
Product: calcium homeostasis modulator family member 4
Exons: 2
Coding region: 1-963 (320 amino acids)
Molecular function (GO): monoatomic cation channel activity
Source: RefSeq, a predicted model, not a curated record